AGAGCAGCUUUCUUGGAGAGUGUGUUGAAUUGUAUCGGACGGGAAACAAAAAGUCACAAUGGAACUCGUUACCUUGAUUAUUAGUGCCUUUCUGGGUCUCGUGGCUCUCGUCUAUUACUAUCUGCGUCGCCAGCAACAGCACUGGUGCAAACAUGGGAUUCCAGAUGCCCCCAAGCCCCAUCUAUUGUUCGGGAACGUGAGCGGAAUUGGGCGUACCGCCCAUACCUACACCCUGCUGCAGGGACUGUAUUGGGACUUCAAAAGGCGUGGUUUGCCGAUUGGGGGAUUCAUGAACUUUUUCCAGCCCGCGAUACUGGUUGUUGAUCCUGAGAUGUCGAAAAGCGUUCUGGUUAGGGACUUCAACGUGUUCCACGACAGGGGUAUCUAUGUGGAUACGGUGGGUGACCCGGUCAGUGGUGGAUUGUUCAGCCUAGAGGGUGUUCAGUGGAAGGUUAUGAGGCAGAAGCUUACUUCGACCUUCACGUCGGGCAAGAUGAAGUACAUGUUCGGAUCGGUGCUGAGUGUUGCGCAGGAGCUGAAGGCGUUUAUGGUGGAGAAUUGCCACCGAGAGGAUCUGGAGUUGAAAAAUAUCCUACAACGGUUCACGAUGGACGUGAUCGGAAAUGUGGCGUUCGGGAUUGAGUGUAACACAAUACGGUGUCCCGACUCGGAGUUUAGAACGAUGGGUAACAAAGCGUUCGAAUUCGAUACAGUGCGAAUAUUUAAGUUCUUCGUCGGGGGAAAAUACAUGACGCUGGCGCGGAGAAUCGGGAUGAAAGUGGUACAGGAAGAUGUGGCAAGUUUCUUCAUGAAUUUAGCGAGGAGUACGGUGCGCUUGAGAGAAAACAGCGAUACGAAAAGGAACGAUUUCAUGAAUUUAUUGCUGGAGGUCAGAAACAAUGGAAAGUUCAGCAGUGAGCCAAAUUCUGGCGGAGAAGGACUUACGAUGGGUGAAAUAGCGGCGCAGUGUUUCCUGUUCUUCACCGCCGGCUUCGAAACAUCUUCUUCGACGAUUAAUUUCUGUCUCUACGAACUGGCCAUGAAUCCAGAGCUGCAGGAAAGAUUACGAAGUGAAAUUGUUGAUGCGAUUACCAAAGAUAAUGGGAAAGUAACUUACGAUACCAUAAUGGGAAUGGAUUUGUUGGAGCGGGUUGUGAAUGAAACCCUCCGCAAGUAUCCACCUGUGGAUAAUCUGUUCCGCGUAUCCAACGCGCGGUACACUUUUCCGAACACAAAAUAUACCAUACCGGCGGGGACAUUCCUCCAAAUACCCGUGUAUGCAAUGCAUCAUGAUCCGGAACACUUCCCAGAGCCCGAUCGCUUCAACCCGGAUCGAUUCCUACCGGAAGUGAUGAAAUCCCGCCACCCGUUCGCAUAUUUACCGUUCGGCGAGGGUCCGCGAAUCUGUAUCGGGAUGCGAUUCGGGUUAAUGCAAACCAAAAUAGGUCUGGUGACAAUGCUGCGGAACUUUCGGUUUUCGCCGAAUGCAAAGACCCCUCGCAAGAUGGAGUUCGAUCCGAAGGUAUUUGUGAUAUCGCCGAAAAUGGGGUUGUACCUGGAUAUAAAACCAUUGUAAUGCUUAUUAUAAGAAAGAUGGUUAGCGAUGUAAUCAUCAAAUUAUGUAAAAUGAUGUGAAACAGUUCCACGCCAAACUAACCGAACGAUGCGUUGAACCUCACCAUUUUUAUUAAACGGUUUCAUUUAGCUUGCCCUGUAAUCUGUUUGCAUGUUUGUAUGUUUGUAUGUUCGUAACAUGUUUGUCUGUAGCGCUGACCCACAAUAAUAGAAAUUACCCCCUUCCUGUUGAUCGAUUGAUCUGAAAUUUGGAACACACCUUUAUCAUUAUAAUGAAAAAUCCAAAUCCAAGAUGGCUGCCACUACAAAAUGGCGGACUACAUAUUUUCUCAAAACCCUAUUAUUAUGGGUAUCAGAUGAAAGGGCUUGAAUAGUAGAUCACAGUAGAUCAUGGAAAAUCCAAAUCCAAGAUGGCCGCAAUCACAAAAUAGCAAAUUACUUUGUUAAUCGGUUUUACUUAGCUUAAACUGUUCGUAUGUAUGUUUGUAUGUCUGUAGGGUUGCCCUACAUUAAUAGAAAUUUGACCGAUAGGAAUAGACCGAAUUUAUAAAAUACCUUUAUCUCUGCUGUCAUUUUAAAACUGCUUAUCUUGGAAAAUCCAAUUUGGCCGCCGCUACAAAAUAGCUGAUUCCAUAUCGUCUCAAAAAAAGGUUGAUUGAGAUAUGUGUAGCAAACGAACGAAUUUGACUUGGAGAACACACUAUGUAUUUUCUGCAAUCCACUCAAUAUCGGUAUCAAAUGAAAUUUUUUGACCGAUAGAAUACAGUACAAUGGUUUUAUUGUAGAGAAAUAUUCUAAUGAAGCAGAUAAUGUACUAAAAACUAGAUAGUAAAAUAAGUAAAAAAAAUUAAGUUAAACGGUUUAAUUGUGAUUAUGUACUAAAAGCUAGAAAAUAUUUAGGCAAGUAUCAGUUAGCAGUUAUCACACCUCUCUCAGUCUAGGGCAUUGAUAAAACUAUUCUCACUUUCCUCUGAGAUCUCGCUUCCCCUAUUAAUGAUCCAACCAAAAUUGUACACAUUAUUCAAUCAUAUUGCCUUUUUCUAUUCCUCUAAAUUGUCAUUCAACAGAAUCGAGAAUCGUGUGUAAAUAUAGAUAAUUCAAGUUUCAACUUUUUUAUAUACUUUUCUUGUUCAGCGAUUCGGAAAUGACGAAUUGCCACCAAACAACAGUGAUGCGUUUUAUCGCAUUCAAUUCGACAUUUAGCUUAUUGGACAGACCUGUAAUGCGACACGUUUAAGUGGACAUUUUUCCUCUAAUUGGACAUUUUAGUAAACAUCGCGAAUGUCCAAUUACAGGUCAAAAUCGCCUCCAAUGCGACACUCGAAUUAGACGUAAAUUACUGUAAAUACAAUUAAAUGUUUAUUUUUGCACCGAAAUACUCAUCUAGCUUUAUAAAAUAGUAACAUAUAAAAACUGUAUAAUGUCAUGCAACUUUGGUCGCUUCUGUCAUAAGACUUUUGAAGGAUUAUAAAACGCAUUCAAACUUUGCAAACUCCAA
Molecule: messenger RNA, 3073 nt
Organism: Toxorhynchites rutilus septentrionalis
Lineage: Eukaryota; Metazoa; Arthropoda; Insecta; Diptera; Culicidae
Product: cytochrome P450 6a8-like
Exons: 2
Coding region: 59-1576 (505 amino acids)
Molecular function (GO): oxidoreductase activity, acting on paired donors, with incorporation or reduction of molecular oxygen; monooxygenase activity; heme binding
Source: RefSeq, a predicted model, not a curated record